Molecule: messenger RNA, 3307 nt
Organism: Gossypium raimondii (Peruvian cotton)
Lineage: Eukaryota; Viridiplantae; Streptophyta; Magnoliopsida; Malvales; Malvaceae
Product: B3 domain-containing transcription repressor VAL2
Exons: 13
Coding region: 326-3079 (917 amino acids)
Molecular function (GO): zinc ion binding; DNA binding
Source: RefSeq, a predicted model, not a curated record
CAUGCAUUUUUUUUUUUUUUUUGCUAAGUACCAAACUCUUUUCUCUUUCUUUCUCUCUCUUUGGUUUUUUUUUUUUUGCAUGCACAUGAGUUGUUUGCUAUCUCUCACAUCGCCGAUUCAACUCUUCCCUCGUCGGAACUCCUCGUUAUUCUCUCUCUUUCUCGAUUCUCUUCCAUAAUUUAUUUUCAAACCUCGUCAGCUCAAAGUCUCAUAGUUGCUAAUUAGUACAACAAAAAGUCGCCACCGUUUCUUUUCGCAACGAUUUUCAACGCCCGGUGAAGCCGAAGCUCCUGAUAUUUUCGUCUAAAGGGAUUAAAUUUGGAGCAUGGCGUCAAAGAGUUGCAUGAAUGGACUAUGCGGCGCUACAACGUCGAUUGAGUGGAGAAAAGGCUGGGCUUUGCGAUCUGGAGAUUUCGCUAAUCUCUGCGAUAAAUGCGGGUCUGCAUAUGAACAGUCAAUAUUCUGCGACAUAUUCCACUCGAAGGAUGCAGGGUGGAGGGAAUGCAGUUCAUGUGGCAAGCGUCUCCACUGUGGAUGUAUUGUUUCCAGGAGCUUGCUUGAGCUUCUAGAUAGUGGAGGGGGCAUUAUCUGUAUAAGCUGCGCUAAAAAAUCAGGAUUGAACCCUAUGAUUGAAGAUGAAAAGCCUAAUGGAUUUGGUAUAGUGAAGAUUGAUGCUGGUCAAUUGCACUCAAUCUCUGCAGACAACCAAUUGAUUAGCAUUAGCAAUGAAAACCUAAAGCUUAUGCAGUUGAGCAACAAUGCAGAAAGCAUUGGACUGAGGCAAUUGCUUCAGCUUCACAAUGAUGACUCAAGUAGGUCUUUGUUGCAAAUGAAACAGGAGGAAGUUUUGCCUCCUGCAAUAGACAUUGGAAGCACAUGCUUGUCAAAUACUAAUCAAGCAUCUAACGGAUCAGUUCAAGCUGUGAAACCUGCCAUAUUUAAAGCUAAUAUUUCUGAGACAUUGCCGCAAACAAAUUUAAGUAUUUCUUUAGGCAGUUCAUUAGGCAACCAAAAUGUUUUUCCUGGUUCAGUUGUGGAUGAAAAAGGUAAGAUGUCUUCAGUCUUGCAACAGGCAUCCAAAUCUCUCCAUCUUCUACCCAAGCCUCCAAAGCCAGUGCUAGCAGGUUUGGAGGUGAAUGCAGGCAUGGUACCCCAGAUACGUGUUGCUAGGCCUCCAGUAGAGGGACGUGGACGGAAUCAGUUGCUUCCUCGUUAUUGGCCAAGGAUUACAGACCAAGAAUUACAGCAAAUUUCUGGAGAUUCAAAUUCCACCAUUGUUCCUCUGUUUGAAAAGGUUUUGAGUGCAAGUGAUGCUGGACGGAUUGGUCGCUUGGUUCUGCCAAAAGCAUGUGCUGAAGCUUAUUUCCCCCCUAUAUCUCAACCAGAGGGCCUUCCCCUAAGAAUUCAAGAUGUAAAGGGAAAAGAAUGGGUGUUUCAGUUCAGAUUCUGGCCUAAUAACAACAGCAGGAUGUAUGUUUUAGAGGGUGUGACUCCUUGCAUGCAGUCUAUGCAGUUGCAAGCUGGAGAUACCGUAACAUUUAGCCGCAUGGAUCCUGAAGGGAAGCUUGUUAUGGGGUUUCGUAAAGCAACAAACAAUGCUGUUGUGCAGGAAAACCUACCAUCUGCCAUUCCUAAUGGCACUCUUUCAAGUGAAAGUUUGUUUUCGGGUGUUUUUGAGAACCUGCCCAUAAUUAGUGGUUACUCUGGCCUUCUUCAGUCACCGAAGGGAAGCACUGAUCCACACCUUAACGCACUGUCCAAACAUUUGAGUUCAACUGGUGGUGAUAUUAGCUGGAAUAAAUCUGGGAAGCACGAGGACAGGAUAAGGGAGGGCUUAUUACUGCCAUCUAUGUUAACUCCGGAGAGAAAAAGAACUCGGAAUAUUGGGUCCAAAAGCAAGAGGUUGCUGAUUGACAGUCAGGAUGCUUUGGAGCUGAAACUUACUUGGGAAGAGGCACAGGAUUUGCUCCGUCCACCACCAAGUAUCAAGCCUAGCGUUGUUACGAUUGAGGAUCAUGAUUUUGAAGAAUAUGACGAACCUCCAGUGUUUGGGAAGAGGAGCAUCUUUGCUGUCCGUUCAACUGGGGGACAAGAGCAAUGGGCUCAGUGUGAUAGCUGUUCUAAAUGGAGAAGGUUGCCUGUUGAUGUUCUUCUUCCACCAAAAUGGACAUGUGCAGACAACAACUGGGACCAAAGCAGGUCAUCAUGUUCUGCACCAGAAGAACUCACCCCAAGGGAGCUAGAAAAUCUUCUUAGAUUGAAUAGAGAUUUCAAAAAAAGGAGAAUAGCAGCAUUCACUAGGCCAACCCAGGAGCAUGAAUCAUCAUCUGGUUUGGAUGCUUUGGCCAAUGCUGCUAUCCUUGGAGACAAUGCAGAUAAUUCAGGCACGACGUCAGUGGCAACUACUACUAAACAUCCAAGGCAUCGUCCUGGUUGUUCUUGCAUCGUAUGCAUCCAGCCUCCGAGUGGAAAGGGAAAACACAAGCCAACAUGCACAUGUGUUGUGUGCAUGACAGUUAAACGUCGUUUUAAAACCCUCACAAUGCGCAAGAAGAAGCGUCAAUCAGAGCGUGAAGCAGAGAUUGCUCAGAGGAAUCAGCAAGCAUGGGGUCCCAGUGAAGAAGCUGAGGUAGACAGCAGCGCUAAGCAUGUAUCAUCAUCACACCUCAAUCCUUUUGAGAAUGAAGCAAGGUCGGCUAACGAGUUAGAAUCCAAGAGCCAGAGCUCCAACAAGUUGGUUGAAGCUAACAAGGGACAGAUAGACUUGAACUGUGAUCCUGACCGUGAGGAUGAUUCCCAAUUAGGUCCCAACCGCACAAGCAUGACAAGUCUUGUUCGAGUGGCAAGCCUUCCAUUGGAGACGUACCUGAAGGAGAAUGGUCUUACAAACUUGGUAUAUGAACAGCAAGGAAAUUCAGCGUCAAAUGCUCCACCACAGAGCAUGAGUGGGACUGUGGAGGGUGAGACACAAGAAAAUAGCUGUUUCCCUUCUGCCACCGAAGAGCCUGAGAGUAAGGAUGAAGAAAAUGGUGAAACUGGAUCCGACAGAGUCGAUGACAACAAUGACAAGGAUCCUUAAUGAGACUCUCUGUUUGUUUUGCCUUAAAAUUCUUUUUAACCCCCUUUGGUUUGGUGUUCUUUUCCCUUAGAAAUCCAUAAGGCGUUUGGUAUUCAGGUUUUCAAUCCCCAUAUAUUUAUGCAUUACAACAAAAUUACUAUGAAUAUAUAGUGAGAGAGAAGGGUUUACUUUUACGCGUGUAAAAACACAAACAGUUUUAUAUAUAUAUAUAUUCAUCAUUUUAACAAA